Messenger RNA from Nannochloropsis gaditana CCMP526, 1428 nucleotides. RefSeq names its product aspartyl-tRNA synthetase (gene DARS). Gene Ontology annotation, molecular function: ATP binding; RNA binding; aspartate-tRNA ligase activity. Gene Ontology annotation, cellular component: cytoplasm; aminoacyl-tRNA synthetase multienzyme complex; cytosol. Gene Ontology annotation, biological process: aspartyl-tRNA aminoacylation. The record is from RefSeq and is a predicted model, not a curated record. The coding region runs from base 1 to 1428 and encodes 475 amino acids. The transcript has a single exon.
AUGUCCCAGUCGGAACUGCAUCGGGAUUUCCACGAUCUGGGAAAGCUGAGUGCCGCGGACGCUGGCAAGGUGGUGUGGGUCCGGGCCCGUAUUGCUAACGUCCGCGCAAAGGGCAAUUCGUGUUUCCUUGUCCUCCGUCAAGGGCCUUUCGAGACGGUGCAGGCGUGUUAUUUCAAGGACAAAAGCGCACCAGAGCGAUCCAAGGCCAUGCUGAAAUUUAUGGGCGGGCUCACUUGUGAGAGCGUCGUGGACGUGCAAGGCACCUUACAAGCUGCGCAAGUGAAAUCGUGCUCGGUCACAGACGUGGAGUUGUCAAUCCAACGGGUCUACGUAGUCUCAUCCGCCGAGGCGAUCCUACCGUUUCAAUUGGAAGAUGCGGGUCGGCCCGAGGCUGAGGUGGAAGCGUCGCAAAGCACCGACCGACCGUUUCCUCGCAUCGGUCAGGAGCUUCGCCUGGAUAACCGGUGGCUGGAUCUGCGCGUUCCUGCCAACAACUGCAUCAUGCGCAUUCAAUCGGGCGUUUGUCAGCUUUUUCGGGAAAGUCUUUAUGCGGAAGGAUUUGUGGAGAUCCACACGCCCAAAUUGAUCGGAGGGGAGAGCGAGGGCGGAGCCGGCGUGUUUAAGACCGACUAUUUUGGUCGACCCGCGUGCCUGGCCCAAUCUCCUCAGCUGUACAAGCAGAUGGCGGUGUCGGCGGAUCUAGGCAGGGUCUUCGAGAUCGGCCCCGUCUUCCGCGCCGAGAACAGCAACACGCGCCGACACCUGUGCGAAUUUACGGGGCUGGACCUGGAAAUGACGCUGGAUGAGCAUUACAACGAGGUCCUCGCCAUCGCACACCGCAUGUUUAAACACAUCUUCGAGGGUUUGGAGACGCGGUUUGCCAAGGAGCUGGCAAUCAUCCGAGAGCAAUAUGCCUCAGACCCGGUCGCCUUCACGGACGGGCCUUGCAUCGUGCACUGGCCGGAAGCCAUCCGGAUGCUGCGGGAGGAGGGAGGAAUGCCCGAGGUGGGCGAGCUGGAAGACUUGACCGGGGCCCAGGAGCUGCGACUCGGGGAGCUCGUCAAAAAAAGGCACGGGGCAGACUUUUUCAUCCUCGACAAGUAUCCAUCGGCUGUCCGUCCCUUCUACACGAUGCCCUGCCCGUCCGAUGCCGCCUACAGCAACUCGUACGACAUGUUUCUGCGUGGCCAGGAGAUCUGUUCGGGCGCUCAACGUAUCCAUGAUCCGGACUUGCUGACUCGGACAAUAGCGGCCAAGGGCUUGCCGAUGGAGCCGUUAGAGUCUUACGUGAAUGCCUUUCGGCAUGGUGUGCCGCCGCAUGGGGGGGCGGGCAUUGGAUUGGAGCGGGUAGUAUUUUUGUAUCUUGGGUUGGAUAAUGUGCGUAAGGCUUCCAUGUUUCCGCGCGAUCCGAACCGGUGCGAGCCUUGA